Messenger RNA from Saccostrea cuccullata (small rock oyster), 639 nucleotides. RefSeq lists its product as uncharacterized. The coding region runs from base 1 to 639 and encodes 212 amino acids. The record is from RefSeq and is a predicted model, not a curated record. NCBI's taxonomy places the organism in Eukaryota, Metazoa, Mollusca, Bivalvia, Ostreida, Ostreidae. The transcript has 4 exons.
AUGUUAGUGGAAGUGGGAGAUAAAGCUUCUAUCCAAGACAUUUUGAGAAAAUUAGAUGGAUUUUUUGGCAAUGUUGCCUCAGGCGAAACGCUUAUGCAGUCAUUUUAUAAUGAUUGUCAAAAAGAGGGGGAAUCAACUGUUGUAUUUGCUUCUAUGUUAGAAGACACAUUAUCAAAAGCAAUCAAAUUUGGUCACAUUGGUAAUGAAGCAAAAGAUGGGAUGCUAAGAAGGAAAUUAGGAAGGUGCAAGAGGAGAUUACAUCACAAAGGAGUUCUGGAACAACAAAGUCAGCAACAGGCAGAGAGAGCAGAGAUUACUACAUCAUCGACAGACCUACAGAAAGAAUUACAGACAAUGAGACAGAUGGAGGAGGAAAACAAGGUUCAGAAAAGCCCUAUUAGAAACUCAAAAUCUGAAUCUAAAGAUUUGUUAUCAAGAAUGGUUGGACAUCAGAAUGAAAGAUAUAUUGAAGUUGAAUUACAAAUUCCAUUUUUGUCCUUGAAUCCUUUUUAUGUACCAGUUCUAGUCACAAAAGGAACUGAAUACAAUAGCAAAGUUCCUAUUAUUAUUGGUACAAAUGUGAUAAGGUUGUGUAAAGAUUAUGCAAACCCAGAACAUACAGAUGUUCCAGAGGAAUAG